Molecule: messenger RNA, 5257 nt
Organism: Vitrella brassicaformis
Lineage: Eukaryota; Vitrellaceae
Source: the annotation of a GenBank genome assembly
UCUCUCUCCGAGCUCUCCCCGGGUGUCUUGCCUCCUGCCACGCCCACCACCCUAGCAGCUGCUGUUGAUACUUUCCCCGAGGCAGUUUAAUCAUCCGGCUUCCCUUCAAGGCGACAGAAUAUCGUCAGUGACUGCGGCCAUCCCAUCAUCGCAUCGCAACGGCGUGGCUGGCGUGACUGACAGCACCUCUUGUCGCAAGCUGACCACCUCGUCGCAAGAUCUUGUCCCUGCUUGCCUGCCUCAUCCGCCAUUACUGUCAGUCCCGAUGUUCGCGACGUGGAAGGGUCGUUUUGUGGGGCGCAUCGAGAGGUUCUUUUACAACUACACGUGCUUCGUCUACCGGCACCCAUGGAAGUUCAUCUGGGUGACUCUGCUGCUGUCGCUGUCUGUGGGGACCCUCACCUUCUUCCGUCAGAAGGAAUUCGACACCGAGAUCAACUUUGCUAUGCCAGACAGCAAGGCGGUCAAAGCAAGGUGAGCCAAUCAACCCUCCGACGGUUCAUGGCAUCCGUCAGACAUGCUUGCUUGCUUGUUUCUGAUGGUUGGUUGUGUGACGUGACAGGGAGUUGUACGAGAAGCAUUUUGGUCAGUGGCCCCGGGAUGCGGCCGUCGUGGCGUCGGCGGUGGAUCCUGAUGACAACCUGCUGACCAAGGAGCACCUGGAUGAGCUCAGGGCGCUCACAGACGACAUUGCCAAUGUCACAGUGAAAGUGGACGGCAGGAGCUGGAGAUUCGAGGAUAUUUGUGCCCGAGAUGGGACGGGCGAAUGCGACAUGGCCACUGUACGCACACACAGCUGAUGCUGUGCCACGCACAGGCCAGACAGCGAUAGGCUGGCACCCUCACACACUGCUCUGCUGGUGUGGUUUGUGUGGGCGUCGAUUGGUCAGGUGUUCAUGGUGUAUGGUGAGGACAGCGAGGACCGGUACGGCACCCCUCUCAACUACCCCAGACACCCCUCCAUCCGCCACGGCGGCCUGUUCCCCUGGCCUGUCGCCUUCCUGAUGGGCAACAUCACUGUCGAGGACGUCAACGGUCGGCAGAAGGCCACCCGCGCCAGCUCAUUCAUCUUCCGCUGGGCAGUGACCCCUGAUGCUGCACCAAAAGCCGCUAUUCUCCAGUGGGAGAAGGCCUUCCUGCACAAGGUCAUGGACUGGACCCCAGAGUUCCGCGACAAGCAUGGUAUUGAGCUCCUUCGCUACGCACGGAGGACACCAGGUACGUAAGGAUGGGUGGAUUUGAUGCGACACAGACGUGACGAAGGUGAUUUCUUCCUUUCUUUCUUUCUUUCUUUCUUUCUGUGUGUGUGUGUGUGUGAAUGUGCAGAGGAUGAGCUUGCCAACAGUUUCUAUCCGCUGAUGGAGUUUCUCAUCCGCAUGGGGUGCUGUGGUCUGGUGGUGGGCAUCUACUGUGUUGUGGCCAAUCUGUCGGGAUUCGGCAACGGACACAAAUCUAAGUAAGUCAGUGACACGGUCGGACGGUGUGUGCAGCUAGCUCACCUUGUCCGUCCGUCCGUAUAACUAACUGUUCAUCUCUCUCUCAUCCAUCGUCUGUGUUCAGGUUGGUCCCCGCCAUCAUGGGCCUGGUGAGUGCGGUCCUGGGAUCCUUUCUGGGCUUCGGUAUCGUGUACAGUGCCGGGUUCAAGCAUGUGGUGACGAUGGAGGUGACCCCAUACCUGUGCAUGGGCAUCGGCGUCAACGACCUCCUCGUCAUCCUCAAUGCAUACGCACCCGCUUCCCAAAUCGAGGCAGACCCCAUGAAGAAGUGCGCACGGACCAUGAAAGACUCAGGUACGGGGGGGUGGACCCACUCGCACGCACACACACGGCACCACGUUUGCCCAUACACAUCGGCGGCCACUCAUUGGUGUGCGCGCCGUGCUGUGCUGUGCUGUUGCUGUGUGUACGUGCAGGUUUGGCUAUCACGAUCACCACCCUGGCCAACGUCAUCGCCUUCGGCAUUGGUGCGUCUACUGGGUAUACGGCUGUGGUCAAUUUCUGCGUCCUCACUGCCGUGGCCCUCGGCUUCGUGUACAUCUAUGCCCUGACGUUCUUCCUCCCCUUCCUCUGCCUCGACGCCCGCCGCGAGGCCUGCAGCCCCCCCUCAUACUUGAAAGGCUACUUUGGGGUGGGGCGUGGUGGCACUGCCAAGGGCGACGCCACCCCCUCGACCAACAUCAUGAGCGGCGACAGCAGCAAGCCCGAGGUGUCCCCUCCCGCCUCCACACAGGCCUUCUCGCCGCAACCCGAGGGCGACCGAGACAUCGCCUUCCCCACCAUCGAGACCAUUGACCUUGGCCCAAGCGGAGACUAUGACGUGGAAGAGGCCGGCAAGACGACCACGCUGACGCCAAUCAGAGAGGAAGAGGAGGCAUCCGAUGCCGCCGAGGCCGUCACUGAAAUCAGUGCCGUGGCCAGUGGCGUCCACGAGCUGGUGGCCCUGCAGGUGCUGCAGCAGGAGGACCGCAUCCAGCAGAAGCUGCGGCAGAGGCGGCAGAGGCGGCAACCGGCAGCCGGCAGUGCAGCGACACACGAGGCCAAUCAUGCUCCCGAUGUGGAAGCGCAGGCGCCCCGCCAAGAGAGCGAGGCAGACUCCAAGACUGCCGGUCCCCCCUGCAGCGGGUUCUUCUCUGUCCAGCUGGCCAAGCCCGCCGAUAGCAGCCCCGUAUCUGUGGACGUGGAGGAGCCCAGGGGCCUUCACGGCAAGUGGAUGCGGCUCUACUUCAGACGCUUUUGGGGCAGGUGGCUCACCAUCCCAGCCGUCAAGGUACGUGAGAGAGAAGAGAGCGAAACCAACCUGCCGCACAGCCAGCCGGCGUUUGUACGUAUUGUGUGUUUAGGUGUUUGUGGUGGCGCUGUGGUUGACCUACGUGGGUUUGUGUGGGUUCUCGGCCUCCAAGUUGCGUGUGGAGUUUGAGGUAUCGAACACGGCGCCGUACGGCUCUUACUUCAUCGACUUCCUCGGCGGUGUCGACGAGGCCUUCGGAGGGUUCAACCUUCCUGGGGUGUUGCUGUACUCGGAGAAGCAGCAUUGGUGGACCAAGGCCACUCGGGAGGCCUUCAUGGAGUUCGAGGACGAGCUGACGCGGGUGGAGGGCGUCCACCCUGAAACACAAAGCGGCCUCUAUAGAUUCUACGAGUUCUACAGUCGCACCCCAGAGCUCCUGCAGGAGCUCAACGAAAUGGAGAAUGACCCCAAGGCAUUCUCUGACAAGUAAGUGAGACAGAUACACAGGCAACAGCAAAUUUCUCCUACUUCAUCUGAUGUCACCGAGUGUGUGUGUGUGUGUGUGUAUGCGGUUUGUCUGUUCUGUUCAGGUUGCGUCAGUGGAUGAACAGGACCAUGAUCACCAGCACGCCCUUCAAGCUCUUCAAAACCGACUUCAACUUCAACGAUGACGGUACGCGCACAAGCUAACGUGGCAGCCUCCCUCCCAGCCGAGCCGAGCCAGCACCUUGAUGAUGCGUCUUUUGUGUGUGUGUGUGUGUAGGUGAGUUGGAGGCCUACAAGACCAAGUUCUUCAUGCGGGCGUACAGCGACCCGCCCCUGGGAGGCGCACCCCUCAUGCAGCGCAUCCGCGAUAAGUGCGACAGAGUGAAGAGGGACCACGGCAUCACGGUGGCCACCUUCACCGACGCCUUCGUCUACUACGAGAGCGACCUGAUCCUGGUCCCACAGACCCUCGUGCAGCUGUCCGCCGCCCUCGUGGGCGUCCUCCUCGUCUCCAUCUUCCUCCUCCACGGCGCCAUCACAUGCGCCCUGGUGCUGGUCAUGCUGAUCAGCAUCGACCUGGGCGUGUUCGGCUUCAUGACUGUGUUCGACCUGCCGCUGAAUCUCAUCACCUCCAUCAACCUCGUCGUCUCCAUCGGUUAGUGUAGUGAGUGUGUGUGAUCACGCCACCGUGCCAUACGGCACACGAAGCGACGGCGUGUCUGUACUGUAUGUAUGGCGGCCUGCCGGUUGUCUGUCUCGUGUGUGCAGGGUUCUCUGUGGACUUCACCACCCACAUCUGCCACGCCUACACGCUGGCAGUGGGGCGCACACCAAACCACCGUAUGGUGGAGACGAUGGCGCUGAUGGGUGCCCCCGUGUUCAGCGGCGGCAUGUCCACCUUUCUCGCCUUGACGCCCUUCCUCAUCGUUCAACGCUCAUACUCAUACGACUCGUGGUGCCUCAUGAUGAUACUGGUCGUGGCCUGCGGCGUCCUCCAUGCGCUGGUCUUCCUGCCGGUCAUCCUCUCCCUCCUCCCCAUCAGCAAGGCCAGGAACCGCACCAAUAGCCAGCCCAAUCAGGCCCCGACUGAGGCGCGGGGGCAGGCUGCCAAGGGUCAAGACAACAAGGGCGCUGUGUCACUGCCGGCGUAAUUGAUCAUUGGACUGGUGUGUGUGUGUGUGAUACCUCGUGAUGCGUGUCCUGUUCUUGUGCAUAACCGUGGGUGACUUGUUUUGGCUGGGCUGUUUGCACGCUUGCAAACAGACAUGCACGGCUGGCUGGUUUAUUGGGGGGUGCGUGGGUUGCCCGGCGGUGCGGUGCGGUGCUGUGCGGUGCGGUGCGAAAAUCUCUUCGACUGCUGGUCACUCAGAUGUUUGUGUGACCACUGGGGCGGCCGUGGGCGUGGCGUGCAUGUGUGCGUGUGGGGUGAUUGGUGCCCAGGCUGCUCUUUCCCUUUUUCAACGACCCACCCCCCACCCACCCACGAGUUGGACUGGGAGGGAGGGAGGGAGGGAGGAAGUCUUUUUGGUGGGUCUUUUGUGGCUGUGCCGUGCCGUGCCGUGCCGUCCGUUGGUUAGUUAACCUGGUAUGUACCAACCAACCAGUAGAGGGACGGAUGGGAUGGACCAGCGUUGGUUGUUUUUUACUCUUGAAGGAUCGUUUCUACGUACAUGAUACACUGACAUGAUACACACCCGUACGUACGUUACAGUAUGUACAGUCGCGUACACGUGAGUGAGUGUGGUUUGGUUGUGUGAAUGAAUGAAUGAUGGAUGUACUCGAUUUUGUCAAGUCCCUCCCUACUGACUGUACAGAGGAGUAGUCUCGUGGAACUUGUGUAUCGAGCUAUCGAGCUAUCUCUCCCUCCUCCUACUUUCCCUUCCCCUCCCUGUCUCUUGCCUGCAUGCUUGCGUGUCAGCUCAGCUGGGUAGGUAGGUAGGUAGAUGGAUGAGCUGUGUGGCGUCUCUUGUGUUUGGACCGACGGACGGACGGAUGAAUGGAUGGAUUACGUGCAGUACAUGCGCGGAAGGGACGACGAUCAAAU